Molecule: messenger RNA, 1146 nt
Organism: Scomber japonicus (chub mackerel)
Lineage: Eukaryota; Metazoa; Chordata; Actinopteri; Scombriformes; Scombridae
Gene: gemin7
Product: gem (nuclear organelle) associated protein 7
Exons: 2
Coding region: 66-452 (128 amino acids)
Biological process (GO): spliceosomal snRNP assembly
Cellular component (GO): SMN-Sm protein complex
Source: RefSeq, a predicted model, not a curated record
GAAGAAGGGAAAGAGAGUAACAGGCGCACGCUGCUGUUGAGUCGGAUUUGGCAGAAAGAAUCAACAUGGCAACACCAGUGUCUGUUUUACGGCUGCCUAAAGGACCCGACCCCAACAGCCGUGGAUUUGACCCCAAAUCGCCACGCUUCAUCGCUCUCUGUCGCACCUCCAUUUCCACAUCAGCUGAGUCAGAGAUGGAUGCUGAGCAGCUGCAGAGAGAGCAGAACGCUCGAUCUGUGCUGAGAGAGAGUUUCCUCAGGUGUCUCCUCACUACGGCCAACAAGAAGGUUCAGUUUCACAUGUAUGAGAAUGUGAAGGUGGAGGCCACGUUUGGAUCAUCUGACAUUGACGUGCUGAACUUUCAGGUGUCAGAUCUGCAAACUCCCAUCGGGGUGCAGAAAGAGGCACUGAUCAGAUCUCAGGACGUGAUUUCAUACACAUUUGAUGUAUGAACACGUGUGGAUUUGGUUGUGCUGGAAUUGAGGUUGUCUAUAAAGUUGGUUAUAUUUUUUUGGAGAACGGUGAAGCUACAAGUGGUGUUUUCAGUGUAUUAGUGACAGCAUUCAAAGACCUUACACUGACCAGCAGUUCCCCUUUUCCAGCACAGGAGGGCGCUGUAUACCUGUGUUUCCAGAGUCAUGUCAGACCCUAAUGCAAGAGCUUGUUCAGAUUUGCACCAGGGUGUGGGUGAUGCUAUUGACAGAUAUCAGAAGAUUUGUGAUAAGGUAUUGACUAAAACACUGAUGAUGUGAUGAUGCUCUGCUGAUGAGUACUUGUGCCUCUAGAAAAUCUUAAUCACAUUUUGGGUUUAUUUCUCUCAGCUGUAACAGUUUGGUGCAGAAAGUUGUAGCACUUAGUGGAAAACUAGUCAUAAGAUCAACAUCAAAUCAAAAUCCCACCCAGUGUCUAUCUACUGUAUACAGCUUGAUACAUCAAUAUGUGGCCUAUUUCUGCUCUGCACUGUGAGGCUUUCUCAAGGCCGUUAGCGCAGAUGUCUUUCUGUGAAAGAUGUGAAAUCAAGUUAUUAUUCAUGUUUGUGUUGACAAAUUACAUUUUGUCUCAUUUAACGUUGAUGUAAAUGAAACCUUGCACUUCUGUUGAGUUAACUAUUUUUGUAUUUCAUUGUGUAGUCUGUAUCUGGUUUAG